AUGACUUCCAUUCCACUGCUUUGCAAAAUCUGCCCCAAGGAUCCAGAAUUCAGCGACAUCUCCCAUCUACUCACUCACGUCGCUUCCAAAGGCCAUCUUGCACAGGAAUUGAAAGCGAAGGUUCGUAGCCGUCAAGAUGCCUCAAUCCGCGAAAAGCUCGACGCGUACGACCGUUGGUACGAGAAGUAUCAACUCGAAAAGUUGUUAUCCCAACGUCUCAUUCUCAGGGAAUCCAAAGACACCAGUAGCAGAGCCAAACGCUCUGUCAAAUCGCCUCCUUCAGCCUCAGCCCAGACCGUAAGGCCGCGCAAGAGGCGUGCCAAAACCUCUGAAAAACUCCCUGAAGCAAGUCCCGUCAAGUCCGAAGAGCCACCUAUCGACCCUCAGCUUUCUUGGUUCCCACCCUCGAGUCCAUCGCCCUUUCUUAGUCUAUCAGGGCACGGCGGGCUGCCACAGCAUGACCAGGCUUUCGACCACCGGUACCAUAUCCCUCGGAUGUGUGAGGAACAGGAUGUUAACGCAAACCGUCGAGCGGACAUAGCAUCUACACCCUCAAGGAUUCCAAGCGGUCAGAAGUUUCUCCAGGAUCCUGGCCCGGGUACGGAUAGCGAGAACGACUACUUCAAUACAUUCAUUCGCAGCCCAACUAGGACAGCAUACCCCGACCCCUCCGACAUUCUCGGUGAUCCUUUUGGCUUUUCGCCUCCUCAGACGGUUGAGCAGGCAGGGGAAUAUGCCAACUCGACACCUGACCCCAAUUGCCGAAAAAUUGAGAAAGUAGAAUCCAUACAGCCACCACUACUCAAAGGAGUCAAGUGGCCUGGUAUGUCCAUCUUCGACUCUGCCAGCUUAGAGGCACAACGCCUCCGCAAUCAGAAGAAGGACGGCUCUAUACUGGAGCAGAUGGAGCACAACUCGGGUGUGGUUGAGCAGAUGGAGCGAAUUUACUGGCCAGACGGAUCAUUGAAACUGGAACGGCUUAUCACUGGCAAUGUGGAGAGCAGCCCACUCAAGGAACCUACACCUCCGCCAAAGCGACAGCGCACCAAAGCCAAGAAGACUCUGCUUACAGACAUCAGCACCAACGCUCCAAGACCGACUCGCCGAGCACGUAAGGCACCAGGCCAGUUUCCCGCUACACAAGCUUCCGACCUACGCAGUAUUUCCAAAAAGGCACUUGCCACAUUGGAUCCUCCACCGCCCCGGUUCGUUUACCCCAGGACUGCUCACAUGGGCUACGAUGCAGCCAAUGAAGAAGAUUUGGAGCGACGAUUGACGAGUGGAAAUUUUGGCAACAGUCGUCGGCAGGCAUUCGACGUUUUCAACGAUAAUGUGGCCACAGGGGGUUUGGAAAGUGCAACCCCAGGAACACGUCCAGCGAAGCCCAACGCCAAGACAGAAGGCUAUCCCUUCUUGCACAAUACACACGGUCACCAGGGUCCUCCCCACUCGCAAGCGGAUGGCCUUUCAGCUUGGAGAAAUCCGUUCGCGCCCUUGAAGUCGUCUGCCGGAAAUCAAAAACGAGUUCAGCCCGACGGACUGCCCUGGGACGCUCAGCUCAGGUCCUUUGCAAACAGCUCUAAGCCAUCUACCGCGGAAGAGGACAGUGAGAAUAUCGAACCAAUUCUAGAUGGCGAUGGGCGGGUUGAUGAUCAAGUCUCACAGGCCCACAAUGGGAGGAUCACCCAGCGCUAUUUUUCCGUCACAGGAAACCAGCCUCCUCAGUUCUUCAACUCCUUACCACCUCACAUGGACUUUGGUGGUCUUGCGGAGCCGAAAUACCCCGGAUCUACACUCAACUUGUUGAAUCCAUAUCUUCGCCAGCACCACCUUCCACCACAGUAUCCUCCCGUGCUCUUUCACCACCCAGCUUCUCCAUUAUUUGCGAGCCGUCAGGAUGACAUCGGCAAGUCUGGGCGGCUAGCAUUAGCCGAGGAUGAGGAUAGCAAUGAGGCCAAAGGCCUUUUAUAA
This is a messenger RNA of Letharia columbiana, 1971 nucleotides long. RefSeq lists its product as uncharacterized. The record is from RefSeq and is a predicted model, not a curated record. The coding region runs from base 1 to 1971 and encodes 656 amino acids. The transcript has a single exon. NCBI's taxonomy places the organism in Eukaryota, Fungi, Ascomycota, Lecanoromycetes, Lecanorales, Parmeliaceae.